Messenger RNA from Neomonachus schauinslandi (Hawaiian monk seal), 573 nucleotides. RefSeq names its product DAN domain BMP antagonist family member 5 (gene DAND5). Lineage: Eukaryota; Metazoa; Chordata; Mammalia; Carnivora; Phocidae. The record is from RefSeq and is a predicted model, not a curated record. Gene Ontology annotation, biological process: signal transduction involved in regulation of gene expression; determination of heart left/right asymmetry. Gene Ontology annotation, molecular function: morphogen activity. The transcript has 2 exons. The coding region runs from base 1 to 573 and encodes 190 amino acids.
AUGUUCCUCGGCCAGUUGAUCGCUCUCCUGAGCCUGUUCAGUGGGGCCCAGCUGCACACAGGCUCUGGGAGGCCUGGAUUCCUGGGUCCCCCAUCUCAGCUCUGGGCUGCCACCAAUCACACCCGGGCUCUGGGCCGAGGGACCCUAGGCUCCCAGGUACAAUCCUCUGCCCUCAGCAGCUGGAAGGCCUUCUUGGGUCUGCAGAAAACUGGGCGGCUGGGGAGAGGUAGCCUGCACCAUGGGCAGGAGGUGGCCCCCACCAUGUCUCUGCCAUUGAACCCGCAGGAAAUGGCCCAGGAGAUGUGCAAGGCUGUGCCAUACACUCAGGUGCUCUCCCAGCCCGGCUGCACGGCCGUUCACCUCCGCAAUCACCUCUGCUUUGGCUACUGCUCCUCCCUCUACGUUCCCAGCUCGGACCCCACCCCACUCGUCCUCUGCAACGGCUGCGUGCCCACUCGCAAGCGCCGGACACGUGUGGUCCUGUGGUGUCAGGCGAGCAGCCUAGCCUCCCGUCGACGGAUGAAGAUGUCUACUGUGCUGGUUGAAGGAUGUCAGUGCAGCCCGAGGGCAUGA